UUGACAUUCUCAAGGCCUGGAUUUUGUUUGGUCUCAUCUCAGAAUGAAGUCAAUAGCCAAGACACUGAUUCUGUGCUUGGCCUUGACUAUAGCUCAGUGCUUUCAAGGGACACCGCAAGACAAUACUAUUCCCCCAGCAGCCGAACCAGAGGAAGGCUCUUCUGAUUGGGGAAUAGGGACCAUCCGGGAUGGCUUUGAAGCAGUGAAUAGCUAUUUCGAUUCCUUCUUGGAGCUGCUUGGAGGGAAAAAUGGAGUCUGUCAAUACCGGUGUAGAUAUGGAAAAGCACCACUGCCCAGACCAGAUUACAAGGCUCCAGAGCCUAAUGGUUGCAGUUCCUAUUUCCUGGGUCUCAAGGUACCCGAAAGCCUGGAUCUGGGCAUCCCAGCCAUGACCAAAUGCUGCAACCAGCUGGAUAUCUGUUAUGACACUUGCGGCGCCAAUAAAUACCGGUGCGACGCCAAAUUUCGCUGGUGUUUGCAUUCAAUCUGCUCUGACCUCAAGCGUAGCCUUGGCUUCGUCUCCAAAGUGGAAGCAUGUGAAUCAGUAGCUGACACAGUAUUCAACACUGUCUGGACUCUGGGCUGCCGCCCCUUCAUGAACAGCCAGAGAAGUGCCUGCAUUUGUAACGAAGACGAACGGGAUGAACUGUGAGAUGAGUCCCCUAAGCUGUCCAGCUGGGAGGAUGCUGGCUUCUUGUGUCUCUUGCUCUGAAGAAGCUUGCUCAUCUAGUCACUGAACAUGGACAUAGUUGAUUGCAGAGUGGUUAGGGAAGCAGAUCAUUGCAACCAGCAGAUGCAUUAAUUGCAGCUUGUAGGGCAGGACUGACUGAGAGGGGAAGGCAGAGCUGGAUGCUGCUGCGGCCCAACAGUCUGAUAAUUUCCAUCUCUCUCUCAGCAUAUCUAGACUUAACAGCCCUGUAUGAAAAGGUGUGUGUGUGUGUGUGUGAACAUUUCAUACAUGAGAACAGAUUAAGACACUGCAGUGCAGUCAGAUCCCAUAGUCAACGUGUACAGUAAACCUCUUGCCAUCACAAGGCACUUAUGCCACUACAACUUUUCAAGUGGUGCCAGACCACUCAAGUUUCCCUCACUUCCUGUGCCAGUUUGGGGAAGGGGUUGUGGCUCGGUGGUAGAGCAGUUUCGUGGCAUACAGAAGGUCCCAGGUUCAAUCCCUGGUUGCUCCAGUUAAGGGUAUCAGGUAGUAGGAGAUGUUUAAAACCACUGCUUCAGACUCUGAAUAGACCAUACUGGCUUUGAUGGACCAGUGUUCUGAUCCAGUAUAACGUGGCUUCAUGAGUUCAAACCCUGGAUCACAAGGUGGGGAACAGUGUCACCAGUCCUGGACUUCAGAUGCACAGCAGCCCAUUGGUUGAGGGAGUUUACUUUGGUACAAAGAGGGAAAGAACAAUAGUACCACAAUCCAUAUUAGUUUUUGGCAUUGCCCUUAGUUUUAUUCCCAAUAAGUUUUUACUCCACUGUGAAAGAAACAACAGAUAUAUCACCUAAGAAAGGAGGAGAGAAAGAAGCAAACAGAGCGGAAGAAGAAUUUAUAAUGCAGGUGGUUAUGAAACCUACUUUUAUUAAGUUCAAAACAACAUCAGAGGUUGCUGGAGAAACAUUUUUUACUCUCUGUUCUAGCUAUGAAGAGUUACUAUUAUUGUACAGUGUGAGGAGUUACAUAAAGUAUAUCGAUUUUUAUAAUCCUUCUUCCGAGGUAUAAUAUUCUCCAGAUCUUUGUUUCAAAAAGUUGCUCAUCCAAAUCUCAAGGUCUGCAAACAUUUUGCCUGGUGUCAUCUUAUGAAAAAAACAACAACAACAACGGGAUACCAUUCCUAAACAGGACCUGCUGCAAAUCUUUGUUAUCUGACUCCUGGUUAUCAGAAAUUCUGCUUAUUGCACUGCAGUAACAUUUUGUGUUUCCCAACCAUUUGCAUUAUAUGUGCCUGGUAAUGUUGGUAUUUUGCUACUUCUCUGUGUUGAUACUUCUGUGUUCCCAUAAAAUAAACACAUCUCCCUUUUUUC
Molecule: messenger RNA, 2022 nt
Organism: Sphaerodactylus townsendi
Lineage: Eukaryota; Metazoa; Chordata; Lepidosauria; Squamata; Sphaerodactylidae
Gene: PLA2G12B
Product: phospholipase A2 group XIIB
Exons: 4
Coding region: 44-652 (202 amino acids)
Biological process (GO): triglyceride homeostasis; arachidonate secretion; cholesterol homeostasis
Cellular component (GO): extracellular region
Molecular function (GO): calcium ion binding; A2-type glycerophospholipase activity
Source: RefSeq, a predicted model, not a curated record